Didymodactylos carnosus is the source of this 393-nucleotide messenger RNA. The record is from the annotation of a GenBank genome assembly. NCBI's taxonomy places the organism in Eukaryota, Metazoa, Rotifera, Eurotatoria, Philodinida, Philodinidae.
AUGUUUUUUCCUGAAGAAGUCAAGGUUUCUCCACAAGAACAUCGUGUUUUUUGCUGUCAGAUAGUGUUUAUUGAAGCUGAUAUUUUAAUUGGACAAUCUUCAACAUCGGAGAGUGCAGCAAUUAUGGCACAUCCUCCCUAUACAUCGAGUGAUUUGGAUUUUGCUACAUUUCUUCAAUUGGCAAAAUCUAGUGAAAAGGGAUUAAAAUUAGAUUUCAAAGAUAUUAAUGCUGUACAAUCGUGUCUGAAUGAACUUAAAUUGCAAAAAGAACAGAUAAAUGGUCCAAUUUUGUUGAAUGCUGCUCUUGUACAUGGUGGUUUCGGUUCUCGUAAACCGAUAACUGCUGAAAAAUUUCUUCAUGAAUGUUUAUCCUUUUCGUUCAAUGUAGCAUGA